Molecule: messenger RNA, 417 nt
Organism: Penaeus monodon (black tiger shrimp)
Lineage: Eukaryota; Metazoa; Arthropoda; Malacostraca; Decapoda; Penaeidae
Product: 30 kDa salivary gland allergen Aed a 3-like
Exons: 1
Coding region: 1-417 (138 amino acids)
Source: RefSeq, a predicted model, not a curated record
AUGAGAAACACCGAGGAGAAACAGCCGGAGAGCGAAGAAACAGCCGGAGGAGAAACAGCCGGAGAGAAACACCGGAGGAGAAACAGCCGAGAGAAACAGCAGGAGAAAACAGCCGGAGGAGAAAGACAGCCGGAGGAGAAACAGCCGGAGGAGAACACAGCCGGAGAAGAAACAGCCGGAGGAGAAACAGCCGGAGAAGAAACAGCCGGAGAAGAAACGAGUCAGCGAGAAACAGCCGGAGUAGAAACAGCCGGAGAAGAAAACAGCCGGAGGAGAACAGCCGGAAGGAAAAACACCGGAGAAGAAACACCGAGGAGUAGCAGCCGAGAAGAAACGCCGGAGAAGAACAGCCGGAAGAAGACAGCCGGAGGAGAAACCGCCGGAGGAGAAACGACUGAGGAGAACAUCCGAGGAUAA